AUGGUAGCGAGUCGGAUGCAACGGUGGGCAAUUAUUUUGUCCGCUUAUUCGUUUGAUAUUGAGUACAUACGUACCGAUGUGAAUGGAGCGGACGGCCUGUCGCGUCUGCCGCUGUCGCCUAGUAAGAUGACUCAUACAGCGCCCGAGCAAACGUAUUUGCAUUUCGUUCAGCAAUCAUUGUUGUUAAAUUAUAAUGAAGUUAAAAAUCAAACCGCUCGAGAUCCAAUUCUGUCGAAGGUUAUUAACUAUAUUCGGGAUGGUUGGCCAGGGGAAUGUAAUAUUAAAGGACCGUUUCUGAAUCGUAAGAAUGAAUUAUAUGAGGAAAUAGGCUGUGUGAUGUGGGGGCAUAGACUAGUUGUGCCGGAGGCCUGUAAGGAAAAAGUUUUAUCUAUGACUCACGAACCUCAUAUGGGCAUUGUCAAAUCCAAAGCUAUAGCUCGAAGCUAUGUUUGGUGGGCCGGUGUGGACGAGGCGGUGGAGCGGAUAUGCCGGGAGUGCAAGAUAUGCGCGGCGCAGGCGGAUGCUCCGCCAAAACAGACGCCUCGUAUGUGGCAAUGGCCCAAUCGUCCUUGGUCAAGGAUACAUUGA
Molecule: messenger RNA, 588 nt
Organism: Parnassius mnemosyne (clouded apollo)
Lineage: Eukaryota; Metazoa; Arthropoda; Insecta; Lepidoptera; Papilionidae
Source: the annotation of a GenBank genome assembly